GACCAGAGGGCGAUUGAGUGAAGUUCCUUCUUCCACUUCCUCCCUCUCUGCAACCUGACCCCUUGCUUCAGCUCAAGAUCUGAGACCCAAAUUUGCCCGUGUCUGCCGGCUGUUUGCCUUGACCUGACUUUCCUUUACCCCAGGCACUGUCCUCCACCACAGGUCUAAGGACAUGCAAGCCAUCAAGUGUGUCGUGGUGGGAGAUGGAGCUGUGGGGAAAACCUGUCUCCUUAUCAGCUACACCACCAAUGCCUUUCCAGGAGAAUACAUCCCCACUGUGUUUGAUAAUUAUUCUGCCAAUGUGAUGGUUGACAGCAAGCCUGUAAAUCUGGGGCUAUGGGAUACUGCUGGACAAGAGGAUUAUGACAGGCUGAGGCCACUCUCUUACCCACAGACGGAUGUCUUCCUGAUCUGCUUCUCCCUUGUCAGCCCAGCAUCUUAUGAAAACGUCCGUGCUAAGUGGUUCCCCGAGGUGCGGCACCAUUGCCCCAGCACUCCCAUCAUCCUGGUGGGCACAAAGCUGGAUCUUCGUGAUGACAAAGACACCAUUGAGAAGCUGAAGGAGAAGAAGCUUUCUCCUAUCACAUAUCCUCAGGGUCUUGCCUUGGCCAAGGAAAUUGCACCUGCUUUCCUCCCAACAGACUCUGUGAAAUACCUUGAAUGCUCAGCGUUGACGCAGCGUGGCCUGAAGACGGUGUUUGAUGAGGCCAUCCGAGCAGUCCUCUGCCCACAGCCCACCCGAACGAAGAAACGAGCAUGCAGCCUUCUCUAGGACAGUUCUGGCCCCAUCCUGAUGCCAGGUUCAGCCUCACAUGCAGGAGAGCGAUGCCUCCACCAUCCCGGAGCUCAGUACCUUCUGGCGGUCACUGUGCUUUUUACUUCUGCUAGCUUGAAAGACUGUUGUGGGUCUUCGGCACUGGUUUGUCCAUUUACACAAGUGCCCCAUGCCCCGGCUGCCCCAUCCUCACCACCUUUCAGAUCACAAUGAGACCCAAUAAACAGACCAGUCCAUAUGUCCUUGCCAAG
Lagopus muta (rock ptarmigan) is the source of this 1026-nucleotide messenger RNA. It is a transcript of the gene RAC2, whose product is annotated as Rac family small GTPase 2. The record is from RefSeq and is a predicted model, not a curated record. The transcript has 7 exons. Lineage: Eukaryota; Metazoa; Chordata; Aves; Galliformes; Phasianidae. The coding region runs from base 173 to 772 and encodes 199 amino acids. Gene Ontology annotation, biological process: small GTPase-mediated signal transduction. Gene Ontology annotation, molecular function: GTP binding; GTPase activity.